Molecule: messenger RNA, 1917 nt
Organism: Amyelois transitella
Lineage: Eukaryota; Metazoa; Arthropoda; Insecta; Lepidoptera; Pyralidae
Gene: Prx6a
Product: peroxiredoxin-6
Exons: 5
Coding region: 318-989 (223 amino acids)
Biological process (GO): cell redox homeostasis; cellular oxidant detoxification
Cellular component (GO): cytosol; mitochondrion
Molecular function (GO): peroxiredoxin activity
Source: RefSeq, a predicted model, not a curated record
CUUGUUUGUUUUCUUUAUGUACAUGCUGCUUUUGCCGCUCUUAGACAUUUUUAAUUCAUAUCUGUACAUUUCGUUGGCCGGUUGUAAAUUGGGUAGAUACCUACCUAUGCAAACAAAGAAAAGCUAAGUAGAAGAAGAGCGAUUGCGAUCGAAGGAGGAUCGUAGAGUCCUUAAUACACUUUCAAAAUUGGAAUUGUCUGCUUCAGCUUCUUGAAGUUUUUAGUUUCUUCUUAAAAUUUUUGCCAAUUGCCGGCCGUGGAGGUUAUAAUUUUGUGUUUUUAUUGCAUUUGAGAUAAAUUUCGCAAUUAUCUAGCAAAAUGUUCAUGCUAGGAGAGGCUUUCCCCAAUUUUACUGCCAAUACGACUGAUGGAGAGAUCGACUUUCAUCAAUGGCUCGGAGAUUCUUGGGGCAUUCUAUUCUCCCACCCGUCAGACUUCACCCCAGUGUGCACCACGGAGCUGUCCCGCGUGUUGAAGCUCCUGCCCGAGUUCCAGAAGAGGAAUGUCAAGGUGAUAGGACUCUCCUGCGACAGUGUGGCGUCACAUGUCGAAUGGUGCAAGGAUAUCAAGUGCUAUGCCGGUAUGAACGAAGACGACAAGUUCCCAUAUCCAAUAAUCGAGGAUAAAGACCGUCACAUCGCCAUGAAGCUGGGCAUGGUGGACAAGGAUGAGUUGGAUUCAGCCGGCAUGCCGCUGACCGCCCGCGCUGUCUUCAUUAUAGACUCCAACAAGAAAUUUAGGCUUUCGUUGCUAUAUCCCGCAACCACUGGCAGGAACUUUGAUGAAAUACUGCGCGUGAUUGACUCCCUUCAGCUGACUGACAAGGCGAAGGUGGCCACUCCCGUCGACUGGAAGAUGGGCGAUGACUGCAUGGUGCUGCCUACCAUAACUGAAGACCAGAUACCGAAGAUAUUCCCCCAGGGGGUCACCGUGGUGCCACUACCUUCCGGGAAGAGCUACCUCAGGAAAACUUCCUGCCCCAAGGUCUAGAACAGUUACGUAUGUGUCCCAACUCACUAUGACGAUGGUUGUUUAUUAAAUUAUUUGUGUAUUUUGUUUUAUUUUAAAUUUUGACAAUAAAUGAACGUUAUAGGUGAAAUCUCCUUCUUAUUGUUAUGCUAACGGUUAUUAAUUUUGUUAACUUCAAAUUAGGAAAUUAAUCUAAUAUUAAUUUUAGUUUUUAGACGAAAGUUUGCUCUACCAUUCGUUUGAAAUAAUUUAUAUUGUUAUAAUUAACUUUUCCUUCAGUAUAUAUUCCAUUGUAACCAAAACAUAAUUCAAUUUCACCUGCAAUUGUAAUUUCUGGGAUCUCGCAUAGUGUGUGGGGAAUCUUGGGUUUAUUUACAAAUGUUGACAAGGCUUAUGUCUUCCGUCUUGCUCAGUUUUCCAUUGACAUCAGAGACAGAGAGGGAGAUAGAAGAUUACAGGUUUUAUCAACGUUUGCGAAUAAAGUCAUUGUUUUGCCAAUGAACCGCCAUGAGCAUUUAUAAGUUUUACGAGCGGAUGUAAAUUAGAAUUCGUUGUUACUUUUACCAAAAUGAGUAAGUAAUGGAAUAUAGAAUUCGGACAGGCGUCUAAAUAGUCGUUUUUGUUGGGACGUGACAGAUGUUUAUUGAACAAGUAAUAUUUUUGAAAAAUUAAUAAAAUUUUACAAAAAUAUAACUAUAUAGUUCAAUAGACAUAUGUGAUUUGCAAAAAUUUUCAUAGAUUGUAAUUGUUUUUAUAACAAAAUCCCCUAGGACUAAACACGGACUUAUAAUUGAUUAUUACUGAUGGUAAGAAUUUUUUGCUUGUUAGUCCAUGGAAUUUAUUCGAAAUGAUUGUAACUUGAUCCUGUAAUUUAGUUUUAAACAUUUCAAAUUGUGAUAAAUAGUGGUUAGUAUUGUUAUAUUUACUGAAAUAAACGUAUAUUUUAUUA